CCCGCUUCCGCCGCCGGGCUACGUCCUCGCGCCACCGGAAGCUCCCGCCGGGCUGCGGGGAGGCGGCGGCGCCGAGGCCUCAGGGUCAUCUGCUGAGAAGACCAGGCCAGGACUGGCUCAGAUGGGGUAACCGGGACUCACUGUGAGGAAGUGACUUUUACCUGAGACAUUCUGGACAGGACAGAGCUAAUGCAUCUGGAACUUGCAUUUUUGGACCUGCGUCCAGAACCCUGGGGAUUUCCACCAGAGCAGUGAACAUCCCCACUGAGAAUUCUGCGCUGCUUGGAGGUCCCAGGGAACACAGGCAGGUUGCUGGCUUUGACUCUGCCCACGUCCCCGGGGAGGAGGUGGAUGAAGGAAGCCUGAGGCUCUCCGACAGGGGAACUCUGACAGUGGUUCCUGAAAGUUCGUGACAUCGUUCUUUUUUCUCUCUGACUUGCUCUCCUCCUCCCUCUCACUCGAAAGAAUGACUGGACACUCCUAGAGCUUUCAGUCACCAUCCAGGGGAUUUUUUCCACCACAAAGGGUAAUUCCUGUCCCAUCCCUGCUGUGACUCAGCUGUGACGUUGAACCACACAAGGCAGUGAGAAGAUAAAGUCAUCAGACUCCUGCUCAUCAGAGAGGGUGGCCCGACGCAGACUCCACGGGGCUGCUCCCCUCCCCAGAGGAGCUUGGUCAGGCCCCCUCCUCAGCCAGCCUGGGACCCCGGCAUGGCCUCUGGCUCAGCCACCAGCCCCCGCUCGGCCCCCGAUGAGAACGAGUUCCCAUUUGGGUGUCCCCCCACCGUCUGCCGGGACCCACCAGAGCCCAGACCCCUCUGCUGUGCUGCAUGUCUCCCUGAGAACGUGAGGAACAGCGAGGAUCGGAUCUGCCCCAAAUGCAAGGGGGACGAUGCCCCAUCUGAAAGCCCAGGAGGCCUUCUGUCUCAGGACAAGGAUCACCCCGAGGUGGCUGAGGCUGGAGUUGGGUGCCCCUUUGCAAAUGUUGGCUGCUCCUUCAAGGGGAGCCCAAAGCUCAUGCAAGAGCAUGAGGCCACCUCCCAGGUCACCCACCUGAACCUGCUGUUGGGGUUCAUGAAACAGUGGAAGGCCCAGCUGGGCUCUGGCCUGGGGUCUGGACCCAUGGCCCUGGAGCAGAAUCUGUCAGACCUGCAACUGCAGGGGGCUGUGGAGGUAGCUGGGGACCUGGAGGUGGACUGCUACCGAGCCCCCUGCUCUGAGAGCCAGGAGGAGCUGGCCCUGCAGCACUUCAUGAAGGAGAAGCUCCUGACCGAGCUGGAGGGGAAGCUGUGCGUGUUUGAGAAUAUUGUCGCCGUCCUCAACAAGGAGGUGGAGGCCUCCCACCUGGCCCUGGCCGCCUCCAUCCACCAGAGCCAGCUGGACCGCGAGCACAUCCUAAGCUUGGAACAGAGGGUGGUGGAGUUGCAGCAGACCCUGGCCCAGAAGGACCAGGCUCUGGGCAAGCUGGAGCAGAGCCUCCGCCUCAUGGAGGAGGCCUCCUUUGACGGCACCUUCCUGUGGAAGAUCACCAAUGUCACCAGGCGGUGCCACGAGUCAGCCUGCGGCAGGACCGUCAGCCUCUUCUCCCCAGCUUUCUACACGGCCAAGUACGGCUACAAGUUGUGUCUGCGGCUCUACCUGAAUGGGGAUGGGACGGGGAAGAGGACCCACCUGUCGCUCUUCAUCGUGAUCAUGAGAGGCGAGUACGAUGCUCUGCUGCCAUGGCCUUUCCGGAACAAGGUCACCUUCAUGCUGCUGGACCAGAACAACCGUGAGCACGCCAUCGAUGCCUUCCGGCCCGACCUGAGCUCAGCCUCCUUCCAGCGGCCCCAGAGCGAAACCAACGUGGCGAGUGGCUGCCCGCUCUUCUUCCCCCUUAACAAGCUGCAGUCGCCCAAGCACGCCUACGUGAAGGACGACACCAUGUUCCUCAAGUGCAUCGUGGAGACAAAUGCUUAGGGCGGGCAGGGCUGGGCCAGCUGCAUCUGGGUCCCCAAGAAGCACCAGCUCAGACGGGGGCCUGGCAAGAAUACUGAGGUCCUGCCCUUGGCACCCAAGAUCCCAGGGCACAAUGAUGGGCUGGGGUGGCAUGAUCUGAGCGGGGCGGACAGACUGACUGUGGCUGGCCAUCUGCUUUGGGUGGCAGGGCCUUGAGCUGGGCCCACGGAGGCAGAGGGUCCAGAAGGAGGCGGUGCAGGAUUGUCCCUCCUGCAUUGACCAUGCAACACUGGAGCUACCACCCAAUGCUGGUCCUGAAUGUUGAGGUGGCAUCUGGCCAAGAUGCGGAGGGCGUGGGGACCAGCGUGGGCAUGGAUGGUGAACUGGAGGUGUAAGGCCUCAGCAAAGAAGCUCUUGGGAUGAGAAGGCCUCUGCGGGCCACCCUGGAGAACAUGCUUGCUGUCUUCCUGCUUGAGGUCAGAACCGGCACCAGGGGGUGGAAGGGACAGGGUGCCAAUGUGAAUUCCUCUGUCUUGCCCUGGACUGAGUUCCCCACCACUGGAGGUGAUCAAGCAAAGCCAGAGUGCUACCCUGGGCGGGGUGGGGGGAGUGGGCAUCACAUUGAGGGGUGGAUUUGAAGACCUUCAAGGUCCCUUCCAGCCUAGAAAAUCUCUACCUCCAGGCCUCCUGGGCCAGAUGCGGCCCAGGGGUGCAGCAGUACUGGAAACAUUCAGGAGCCUCAUGACCUCCGGGGUCCCGACUCACCAUCAGUACCACCAGGUGGGCUGAGCUGGCCGGCACAGCACCUGCUACCCCAGGCCUGGCUGCUCUGUUUCCCCACAGUGCACGGCCACACACAGGCCCCGCGUACUUCGCUUCCCCUAGCCGAACUCGCCUCCACCUCCUCCAGGUGAAACCGGGGCACUGAGCUCCCAGGAGCAGCCAGGAGUGUGGAGAAGGAGGGGCACAAACUCCACGCUCCCCACCUGGAGGCCCCACCCUUGGCUGUUUCCAGAAUCCCAUGUCACCUGAUUAACCAAGCGACGGUUCCAGGGUCUCUGAGCCAUCAGCAGAGGUUGUCCUCUUAGAAAUGUAUAAAACCAAGGAAAGAAUUUA
Molecule: messenger RNA, 3053 nt
Organism: Camelus dromedarius (Arabian camel)
Lineage: Eukaryota; Metazoa; Chordata; Mammalia; Artiodactyla; Camelidae
Gene: TRAF1
Product: TNF receptor associated factor 1
Exons: 9
Coding region: 711-1958 (415 amino acids)
Biological process (GO): tumor necrosis factor-mediated signaling pathway; regulation of apoptotic process; protein K63-linked ubiquitination
Cellular component (GO): cytoplasmic side of plasma membrane
Molecular function (GO): tumor necrosis factor receptor binding; zinc ion binding
Source: RefSeq, a predicted model, not a curated record